AUGACAAUUUUGCCGUCUACCUACAUUGGAAGCCCGCGCCACAUGCACGAAUACGCACAAGAUGCAAUGACAUACGUUAGAAAAUAUGGUCGCCCUGAUCUAUUCAUUACAUUUACAUGUAACCCGCAAUCGAUAGAAAUUAAGAAAGAAUUGAUACACGACCAAACACCAGGAUAUAGACAUGAUAUUACCAGAGUUUUUAAACAAAAAUUGAAAUCUUUGUUGAAUUUCAUAAUAAAGCAUCAUGUAUGUGCCCAAGUACGUUGCUGGAUGUACUCUGUUGAGUGGCAAAAGCGUGGUCUUCCACAUGCGCACAUCUUAGUCUGGUUAAUUGACAAAAUGAGGCCAGAAGAUAUUGAUUCAGUCAUAUCAGCAGAGAUUCCUAAUAAAAAUGUCGAUCAAAAUUUGCUUGCAAUAAUUACUAAACAUAUGAUACAUGGACCUUGCGGAGUUUUCAACAAUAACUCGACCUGUAUGACUGACGGCAAGUGCUCUAAACGAUACCCAAGAAAUCUAACUGCUGAAACCAUUAAUGGAAAUGACGGUUAUCCGCUGUAUCGUAGGCAAUCAGUUGCGGAUGGUGGGCAAUAUGUAGUUGUGAAGGUAAAAGGACGAAAUUUAUAUGUUGACAACCGAUAG
Messenger RNA from Ctenocephalides felis (cat flea), 639 nucleotides. RefSeq lists its product as uncharacterized. Bases 1 to 639 code for a protein of 212 amino acids. The record is from RefSeq and is a predicted model, not a curated record. Lineage: Eukaryota; Metazoa; Arthropoda; Insecta; Siphonaptera; Pulicidae. The transcript has a single exon.